AUGGAUCAGAAGCUACAGGAUUCUGAAAUUGAACAUUUACUCUUAUGGCUGGACAAGAUACCGUUUUCUAGACCCAAACGAAAGUUGAGGAGAGACUUCAGCGACGGAGUGUUGGUUGCUGAGGUCAUUAAACAUUUUUUCCCAAAGUUUGUUGACCUCAGCAGCCUGACGGUUCCUUUCAACUCCAGAGAGGAGAAACUUAGAAACUGGAGCCUCCUCAACAGGAAGGUGUUUCCAAGGCUGGACUUUUAUGUGCCAGAGGAAGUAAUAAGCAAGAUUGUUCUGAGCUCUCCUGGCGCAGUCGAGCCUGUACUGAGCACGCUCAAGGAGAAGAUAGACAAAAAACGGGCAGACAUUGCAAGCAAGAAACUAACUUUGGAGAACUUUGACAUCAGAAACCUGGAGAAAACUCCUGAAGGUGAAGUUUCUGUUACUUUUAAAUAA
Messenger RNA from Nematolebias whitei (Rio pearlfish), 444 nucleotides. It is a transcript of the gene spef1, whose product is annotated as sperm flagellar 1. The record is from RefSeq and is a predicted model, not a curated record. NCBI's taxonomy places the organism in Eukaryota, Metazoa, Chordata, Actinopteri, Cyprinodontiformes, Rivulidae. Bases 1 to 444 code for a protein of 147 amino acids. Gene Ontology annotation, biological process: regulation of cytoskeleton organization. Gene Ontology annotation, molecular function: microtubule binding. The transcript is spliced from 4 exons. Gene Ontology annotation, cellular component: axoneme.